AUGGUUGAACCGUCUAACUGGAUGUCUCAACUCCCCUCGCCUCUCCACACAGCACCCCUCUGGGAUAUUGCCAUACCUGGAAGCCAUGACAGUAUGACAUACUGUUUGGACAGCUCCUCCAUGUUAGAGCCAAAUACCCAACCCACCUGGCUGAAGGAACUAGAGCAUAUUUUGCCAGGUCCCAUCAACCCCUUUAUCAUGAACUGGGCCACUACACAGGAACUAACUAUUAUUGAGCAGUUGGAAGCAGGUGUUCGGUACUUUGAUUUGAGGAUCGCUUGUAAGCCAGAUGAUCAUAAUCACACCUUGUACUUUGCCCAUGGGCUUUACACAACAGUUACUGUGGAGGAGACCUUCAAAGAUGUUGCCCAGUGGUUAACACAUCACCCAAAAGAGGUCAUCAUUCUAGCCUGCUCAACAUUUGAUGGCUUGGACAAUGGCGACCAUCAGAAGUUCAUUGCCCAACUGAACCAGCUCUUUUCAAAGAAACUCUGCCCUUAUACGGUGAUCCCCUCUCUUCAGCUGUGCUGGGAUCAGAAAUAUCAAGUGAUCCUUUCCUAUGACAAUGACGCAGCCUCCGGCCACCAGGAGCUGUGGCCAAAAAUGGACUAUUGGUGGGCUAACAAGACAUCUGCAAGUCAGGUUAUAGAAUACUUGGAUAAUCGCUUGCAGAGCAGCGGACGAGAUUGCAGCCUCUUCUUUGUGGCUGGUCUGAACCUCACUGAGGAUGCAGCGUACGUGUUGGAACAUCUGUUCUCAUCCAUGAAAGAAAUGACUCUUAAAGCUUAUCCCGAUUUACUGGGGUGGGUCAAAAAUCAACGCUGUGGUCAGGGCAAAACCUGCAUCAACAUUAUCGCUUCUGAUUUUGUGGGUGUAAAUGAUUUUGUCCAGCUGGUAUAUCAGCUCAACUGGAACAAAUUGGUAGGACAAGGGUCCAAACGCUAGAUGUUGAUAAUAAGAGAAAGUGAAAUAAAAAAGGGAAUUAAUAUUCUUCUCUUUUUUAAGUAGCUUUGUUCAGUUUUAGUGUUAUUUGCAGGUAGAAAUUAAGCUUCUUAAAAUUAAUUGGUUUAUGAUAAGCGUGACUAUACUUCCUAAUCCUUAGAGCAUUAGGGGACAUUUUCCUGUGAAAUGUGGGGGAACACCAUGAUCUGAAAUUUAAAAAAGACACUGUAACUUGCCAAACCUGGAACAAAUAAUCUUGUGGUCUGUGUUCUUAAACGUCUUUGCAAUGUUUGGGUUCUUGAUGUUCAAUAAAGGUGUGUAAAAAUA
Messenger RNA from Clupea harengus (Atlantic herring), 1269 nucleotides. RefSeq names its product PI-PLC X domain-containing protein 1-like. Gene Ontology annotation, molecular function: phosphoric diester hydrolase activity. Gene Ontology annotation, biological process: lipid metabolic process. NCBI's taxonomy places the organism in Eukaryota, Metazoa, Chordata, Actinopteri, Clupeiformes, Clupeidae. The record is from RefSeq and is a predicted model, not a curated record.